CCCGCUGACCGCCUGGCAGGGCUUCCCUAGGCCGCAGGGCCGAGGCCAAGGACCGGCUGGUGCCCCUGGCGGCGUCUGGGGCAGGGGGGCAGGCGCUCGUCCCGCCGACCCCAAGCCUCUUCUCGGAAGGACCUCUGCCCCACGCUGACAGCUCUGAAGCCUUGGGGCUACAAGGGCUGCCUGGGCAGAAUGUCACAAUGGACGAGGGGGGCACGCCCCUGCUCCCUGACAGCCUCAUCUACCACAUCUUCCUGAGUUUGGGCCCAGCAGACGUACUGGCCGCCGGUCUGGUGUGCCGCCAGUGGCAGGCCGUGUCCCGGGACGAGUUCCUGUGGAGGGAGCAGUUCUACCGCUACUACCAGGUGGCCCGAGACGUGCCCCGGCACCCAGCGGCCACAUCCUGGUAUGAAGAGUUUCGGCGGCUCUAUGACACGGUGCCUUGUGUGGAGGUGCAGACGCUCAAGGAGCACACCGAUCAGGUGCUGCAUCUCAGCUUCUCCCACUCGGGUUACCAGUUUGCUUCCUGCUCCAAGGAUUGCACUGUGAAGAUCUGGAGCAACGACCUGACCAUCUCGCUGCUGCACAGCGCGGACAUGCGGCCCUAUAACUGGAGCUACACCCAGUUCUCCCAGUUCAACCAGGAUGACUCGCUGCUGCUGGCGUCUGGGGUGUUCCUAGGGCCCCACAACUCCUCGUCGGGCGAGAUUGCAGUCAUCAGCCUAGACAACUUCGCCCUGCUGUCCCGAGUGCGCAACAAGCCCUAUGAUGUGUUUGGCUGCUGGCUCACGGAGACCAGCCUGAUCUCGGGGAACCUGCACCGCAUCGGAGACAUCACCUCCUGCUCAGUGCUCUGGCUCAACAAUGCGUUCCAGGUGCGGGCGGGCGUGCCCCCUGCGGCCGCUCCCUCCGUGGCCUGGUGCCCACCUGCUGUCUCCCACCCCCAGGACGUGGAGUCAGAGAACGUCAAUGUGGUGAAGAGGCUCUUCAAGAUUCAGAACCUUAACGCCAGCACCAUCCGCACGGUGAUGGUGGCCGACUGCAGCCGCUUUGACAGCCCGGACCUCCUGCUGGAUGCCGGUGCGCCCCCCGGCCGUGUCUUUGACCUGGGCAGCGACAGUGAGGGCGAGGCGGUAGGCCCAGGACCAGGGCCUGCUCCAGCCCGCACCAAGGAGGGCUUGCGGCGAUUCUUGGAUGGGCUCCUGGACGGGCGGGCGCAGCCCCAGCUGUCAGAGCACGCGCUGGAGACCAAGGUGGCUGAGCUGCUGGCCCAGGGCCGCACCAAACCCCCAGAGCACAGCAUGGCCGACGCCCGCAAGCUCCUCAUCUUCACUACGGGCUGCCUCACUUACUCACCACACCAGAUCGGCAUCAAGCAGAUCCUGCCACACCAGAUGACCACAGCCGGGCCUGUGCUGGGCGAGGGGCGGGGCUCAGAUGCCUUCUUUGAUGCCCUGGACCACGUCAUCGAUGUGCACGGACACAUCAUCGGCAUGGGCUUGUCCCCGGACAACAGGUACCUGUAUGUAAACAGCCGUGCCUGGCCCAGCGGCUCUGUGGUGGCCGACCCCAUGCAGCCACCGCCCAUAGCAGAGGAGAUCGACCUGCUGGUGUUUGACCUCAAGACCAUGCGGGAGGUGAAGCGGGCUCUGCGGGCCCACCGUGCCUACACGCCCAAUGACGAGUGCUUCUUCAUCUUCCUGGACGUCAGCAGGGACUUCGUGGCCAGCGGGGCAGAGGACCGGCACGGCUACAUCUGGGACCGGCACUAUAACAUCUGCCUGGCGAAGCUGCGGCACCAGGACGUGGUCAACUCGGUGGUCUUCAGCCCCCAAGAGCAGGAGCUCCUGCUGACAGCCAGUGACGAUGCCACCAUCAAAGCCUGGCGUUCACCACGCACCGUGCGCAUCCACCAGGCCGCGCGCCCACGUCCCCAUCCCUUUCUCUCCUGGUUUGCCAGCCAGAGGCGCUGAGAAGGGCACUGGGCGACAGGACCGUCCUGGGGCUGCUGGGACCCAUUGAAGAUGCCACAGAGGCCUGCAGCCCUUUCCCAAGGGCCCAGUCACUGCCCAGACCAUGUGGUGGGCAGAGACACUUGUGACAGUCAUGCCUUAGAAGGGGGUCCAGCAGGACUGCAGGGAGGGGACGGCCUGCCCCCCACCACACUCACACCACACGCCGCCUCCCACAGCUGUGACCUUCAGCACCGGGGCAGCCCCCUGGCUGGCUUGGGAUGCACUGGACACUGGGGCCCCACUCUCCCCCACCCUGUUCCCCCAGGGCCUGUGCCCCGGGACAGUCAGCAGCAUACAUACCCUUUGGCCGGCCCCGUAGGGCCCUGGGCGGCCCCUCCUCUGGGAACACGUUUGCUCACCAGCAGGGCCGGCAGCACAGGUCAGUCUGCCGUGGGCGCAGGCAAACUGCAUGUCACUGGUCACCUGUUUGGGGCCUGAAUAAACAGUUGGCAAUAGC
Molecule: messenger RNA, 2469 nt
Organism: Odobenus rosmarus divergens (Pacific walrus)
Lineage: Eukaryota; Metazoa; Chordata; Mammalia; Carnivora; Odobenidae
Gene: FBXW5
Product: F-box and WD repeat domain containing 5
Exons: 8
Coding region: 198-1970 (590 amino acids)
Biological process (GO): protein ubiquitination
Cellular component (GO): SCF ubiquitin ligase complex; Cul4-RING E3 ubiquitin ligase complex
Molecular function (GO): protein binding
Source: RefSeq, a predicted model, not a curated record